This is a messenger RNA of Arabidopsis thaliana (thale cress), 2147 nucleotides long. RefSeq names its product DUF641 family protein (DUF641). Lineage: Eukaryota; Viridiplantae; Streptophyta; Magnoliopsida; Brassicales; Brassicaceae. The coding region runs from base 287 to 1786 and encodes 499 amino acids. Gene Ontology annotation, biological process: negative gravitropism; response to red or far red light. The transcript has a single exon. The record is from RefSeq and is marked reviewed.
AACUAAAAAAAAGUCAGCGGAAAAAAAAAAACUCUAAAUGUAAAAAAUAAUAAUACAGCGAAAAGGUAAAGGUUUUUUUUUUGUGUGCAUUCGUUUCUUCCAAAUGCAUCCAAAGCAAAGCACCAUUAAAAUCCUUCAAAGCAAAAACCUUCUCUCAAGUUUUUUUGACUGUUAUUAACUCUUAGGUUGGUCAAUCAGAAUCAAGUCUUUUUCGUUUCCCAAUUCGAUUUGGAUUUUGUUUUCUUCUUCUUCUUCUUCUUCUUCUCGAGAUUGCGUAUUUUGAGCGAUGCGGGAAGUGGAAACAACGGCAAUCACAGCAGCUCCUCCACAAUUCUCUCAAAUGUUUCAGAAAUUAGCCAUGGCCGUCAAGACCAAGACCUACGAGUUCUUCACCGAAGACGAUAAUGAGAGAACCGAUGCUGAGGGUUUCUCUCUUCUCGAUUCCUCCGAGGAUUUUAUCACCGAUCAGAAAGUCGUCGUUCUUAAACCCGAUAAGCCUCUUCUUAGUGCUUCUUCUCCGGGAUCUCCUAUUGAAUCUCCGGUGAACGAUGUUCAGACGAAGAAUUUGGGUGUGGUAAGUGUUGUUAAACCUAAUCAAAAGAAGCUUUCUCAGGUUAGGAAAUUGGAUACACAGAUGGGAUUGAGUUUGAUUUCUUCUGUUUUCGCUACUGCUUCGUCUUUUGAAGCUUCGUAUCUUCAAUUGCAAGCUGCUCACGCGCCGUUUGUUGAGGAAAAUGUCAAGGCUGCUGAUAGAGCUCUCGUAUCUAACCUCCAGAAAUUGUCUGAUUUGAAGCAGUUUUAUAGGAAUUAUCGCCAAAGUUUGGAUUUUGAGUCUGAUUUAGCUAUUGGGUCUUGCUUAGAAUCUCGUGUUCAGGAGAAUCAGAGCAAGCUUAGAGCUUUGGAAACCGUCUCAAAUCGUUUACAAGCUGAGAUGGAUGCAAAGGAUUUGCAGGUUUGGAGUCUGAGGAACAAAUUAGGUGAGAUUCAGAAAUCUACUUCCAAGUUGUCUAAGAGAUUGUCUUCAAAUUCAUCGUUGGAUGUUCUGUUAUCGGUUAGGGUUUUUGAGUCUCUGUUGUAUGAUGCCUUUAAAGCUACUCAGAAAUUCACUAAGAUUCUGAUUGAGUUGAUGGAAAAAGCUGGGUGGGAUUUGGAUUUAGUGGCUAAGUCUGUUCAUCCUGAGGUAGAUUAUGCUAAGGAGAGACAUAACCGGUAUGCAUUGUUGUCGUAUGUUUGCUUGGGGAUGUUUCGUGGUUUUGAUGGAGAAGGAUUUGAUCUAAAUGAGAAUGAUUAUGAAGAGUCUGAGAGAAGUUCUGUAGAUUCUUCCUUGAGGGAAUUGAUGCAACAUGUAUCGAGUAAUCCGAUGGAGCUUCUUGAUAGAGAUAAAGAUUGUGCAUUCUCUAGAUUUUGCGAUAAGAAGUAUCACGAGCUGAUUCAUCCGAACAUGGCAUCUUCGAUAUUCAGUAACAUGGAUGAAAACGAAGCUGUGUUGAGUUCUUGGAGAUCUUUGAGCACAUUCUAUGAAUCGUUUGUCACGAUGGCUAGCUCGAUUUGGACCCUUCACAAGUUAGCCUUGUCCUUUGAUCCUGCAGUUGAGAUUUUCCAAGUUGAAAGCGGAGUGGAAUUUUCGAUUGUUUUCAUGGAGAAUGUCUUAAAAAGAAAACAAGAUAAGAAGUUUUCGAUGAGUCCUACUCGAGCCAAAGUAGGAUUCACAGUGGUUCCCGGGUUUAAAAUCGGGUGCACCGUGAUUCAGUGUCAAGUUUACCUUACCGGCGGCUCCAAAAUGUAAAUGAAAGAGACCGAUGGUUAAGCCGGCGCUCAAGUUUCUUUUCACAAAGCUGCUUCAAGAACUUGGCAGCUCACGAAGACUAUAUGAGUUAUAACUUUUUUACCUUCUUCCUUUUCUGUGAUUAAUUGUGUUCCUUUAAGUCUGAUUUGAGUUCUUGAUUUCGUUUUAAAGUGUACAGAAGGUUCUAAAGCUAUGGUGAUUUUUUUCUUUGUUUGAAUUGCAAUGAAUUCAAUUGUUUCUCUUUAUCGUAGUAAGAUGUAACAGAUUGAUUAUCAAAAUAUAGUCAGUUUUUCACAAAGUGUUCCUAUUUGUGGUCUCUGUUUGAUCAAAUUUCACAUUAAUUUGUAAUUCUGGGUUUUCU